Molecule: messenger RNA, 1230 nt
Organism: Perca fluviatilis (European perch)
Lineage: Eukaryota; Metazoa; Chordata; Actinopteri; Perciformes; Percidae
Product: gastrin-releasing peptide receptor-like
Exons: 3
Coding region: 4-1068 (354 amino acids)
Biological process (GO): G protein-coupled receptor signaling pathway
Cellular component (GO): membrane
Molecular function (GO): G protein-coupled peptide receptor activity
Source: RefSeq, a predicted model, not a curated record
GCCAUGUCUCUGGAGGACCCACUCGUUAUGAGCCCAGAGGACAGCAGUGUUCUGGUUCUCAAUGCCUCCACAGGGGAGCAGCACCAAUACAACAUCUGGUUCCCGGGUAUCGGGAUCGCUGCUGUCUACGGGAUCAUCAUCAUCGUGGGUCUAUUGGGAAAUGUCACGUUAAUGAGGACGUGUCUAACGGUGAAGUCCAUGAGGACGGUGCCCAACUUGUUCCUGUCCAGUCUGGCUCUGGGGGACGUGCUGCUGCUGCUGACCUGCGCCCCGGUGGACGCCAGCCGCUACCUGGUGGACGAGUGGCUCUUCGGCCGCGUUGGAUGCAAACUGAUCCCGUUCAUCCAGCUCACCUCUGUGGGAGUCUCGGUGUUCACCCUCACUGCUCUCUCCGCUGACCGGUACAAAGCAAUAGUCAGACCUCUGGACAUCCACAGGUCCAGCGCUGCACUCAGUAUCUGUUUUCGAGUGGGGGCCAUCUGGCUGCUCUCUGUGACUCUGGCCAUUCCUGAGGCCGUCUUCUCCGACCUGCACACCUUCACCACCAGCCACACCAAUGAGACAUUUGUGACCUGUGCGCCCUACCCCCACGCCAGGGAACUGCACCCAAAAAUCCAUUCCACCGCCUCCUUCCUCAUCUUCUACAUCAUCCCGCUCUUCAUCAUAUCAGUGUACUACUGCUUCAUCGCUCGCAGUCUGGUCAGGAGCUCUGUGGACAUCCCUGCUGAAGGGCACCUGCACCUCCAGAAACAGAUCAAGUCCAGAAAACGUCUGGCCAAAACUGUGCUGGUGUUUGUCGGCUUGUUUGCAGCCUGCUGGCUGCCCAGUCAUGUCAUCUACCUGUACCGCUCCUACCACUACGACCAGGUGGACACCUCGCUGGGCCACUUCAUCGCCAGCGUAUGCGCUCGCAUUUUGGCCUUCACCAACUCCUGUGUAAACCCAUUCGCCCUCUACCUGAUGAGCAAAAGCUUUAGGAAACACUUCAACAAGCAACUCCUGUGCUGCACUUCUCCCAGACGCUUGUACAGUCAGAACAGUAGGAGCACAAACAUAACCACUGUCUGAAAGCAUCUGUGUUUUCAUAAAUAAAAAAUAUAAAAAAUGUUUAGCUCUCAACUAUCCAGUGUAAGCCACAGAAAUAACACAAUAUGCAGGAAGCCUCUAAUCUCUUUUAAAACAAAAUAAACUGUUGAUUCAAUGAAAUACAAUCACUGCAGAUGUAAAGUC